This is a messenger RNA of Archocentrus centrarchus (flier cichlid), 2659 nucleotides long. It is a transcript of the gene slc17a8, whose product is annotated as solute carrier family 17 member 8. The coding region runs from base 24 to 1778 and encodes 584 amino acids. The transcript is spliced from 12 exons. The record is from RefSeq and is a predicted model, not a curated record. NCBI's taxonomy places the organism in Eukaryota, Metazoa, Chordata, Actinopteri, Cichliformes, Cichlidae. Gene Ontology annotation, cellular component: excitatory synapse; synaptic vesicle membrane. Gene Ontology annotation, molecular function: L-glutamate transmembrane transporter activity; neurotransmitter transmembrane transporter activity. Gene Ontology annotation, biological process: transmembrane transport; regulation of synapse structure or activity; synaptic transmission, glutamatergic.
AGAAAAAGACCCAGAGAAAAACAAUGCCUUUUGGUUUAGCAGGUUUGAAAGAGCAGGUGUUUAAACCUGGCAAGGAGGAAGUAAAGAACACAGUGGGGGACUCUCUGGGAAAACUGCAACGGAAAAUAGAUGGCAGUAAUGUGGAAGAAGAGGACAACAUUGAAUUGACAGAGGAUGGGCGUCCGGUCACAUCAACACCACGCUCCGUGCCGCUGCUAGACUGCAGCUGUGGUGGCCUACCUAAGCGUUACAUCAUCGCCAUCCUCAGUGGCCUGGGCUUCUGCAUCUCCUUUGGCAUUCGAUGCAAUCUUGGUGUGGCCAUUGUGGAGAUGGUGAACAACAACACUGUCUAUAUAAACGGAACCCCAGUGCUUCAGAAAGCUCAGUUUAACUGGGACCCGGAGACAGUGGGGCUGAUCCACGGCUCCUUCUUCUGGGGCUACAUCGUCACUCAGAUACCUGGUGGUUUCAUCGCCAACAAGCUCUCUGCCAACAGGGUUUUUGGAGCUGCCAUUUUCCUGACAUCGUUGCUGAAUAUGUUCAUCCCAUCCGCAGCCAGGGUUCACUACGGCUGCGUCAUGUUUGUUCGCAUCCUUCAAGGCUUAGUGGAGGGUGUUACCUACCCAGCAUGUCAUGGGAUGUGGUCCAAAUGGGCGCCUCCUCUUGAACGAAGUCGACUGGCAACAACAUCAUUUUGUGGAUCCUACGCAGGAGCAGUGAUCGCCAUGCCUUUAGCCGGAGUGCUUGUUCAGUACAUUGGCUGGUCUUCAGUCUUCUAUGUUUAUGGUGUUUUUGGGAUCAUAUGGUACACGCUGUGGCUCCUGCUGGCUUACGGAAGUCCUGCUGAGCAUCCCACAAUCACAGACGAAGAGAGGAUGUACAUUGAGACCACCAUUGGUGAAACAAUCCACAAACUGAGUGCAACUGAGAAAUUCAAAACUCCAUGGCGUCGCUUCUUUACCUCCAUGCCUGUCUAUGCGAUCAUUGUGGCCAACUUCUGCCGCAGCUGGACCUUCUACCUGCUUCUUAUCAGCCAGCCAGCGUAUUUUGAGGAAGUAUUUGGAUUUCCCAUCAGCAAGGUGGGUCUCCUGUCUGCUGUCCCCCACAUGGUGAUGACAAUCAUUGUUCCUAUUGGAGGACAACUGGCUGACUUCUUACGCAGUAACAAAAUAAUGUCUACCACUAAUGUGAGGAAACUCAUGAACUGUGGAGGGUUUGGUAUGGAGGCUACUCUGCUGUUGGUGGUUGGGUUUUCUCACACGCGAGGGGUCGCCAUCUCCUUCCUUGUGUUGGCUGUAGGCUUCAGUGGAUUUGCCAUCUCAGGUUUCAAUGUCAAUCAUUUGGAUAUUGCUCCUCGCUAUGCCAGCAUCCUGAUGGGCAUUUCUAAUGGGGUGGGAACGCUGUCUGGAAUGGUGUGUCCCCUUAUUGUUGGAGCUAUGACUAAACACAAGACUCGUCUGGAGUGGCAGAAUGUCUUUGUUAUUGCGUCCAUGGUGCAUUACUCAGGGGUCAUCUUUUAUGCUAUCUUCGCUUCGGGAGAGCAGCAGGACUGGGCCAACCCUGAGAGCACGAGCGAGGACAAAUGUGGCAUUAUUGAUGAGGACGAGCUGGCUGAGGAGUCAGAGCUCACCGGCGAGAACCCGGUGGCUCCCAAAAAGAGUUACGGAACAGCGGACAAUUCAUCCGGUCGAAAACAGGGUUGGAAAAAGAAGAGAGGGGUGACCAUGCAAGAGGAGGAGCAUUAUGGGAAUGGGGACUACCAGGAACAGUACCAGUGAGACACUACGAGGGACAAAAAACUUAGGAAAUUUUACAAAACUGACAUGUGUCAGAAGCAGCAGCAUCACAUGUACCUCAAGACACCACCCCCUUUUGCGAUUUUCAGUCAACGCACCCAUUUAACUGUGAUAUAUGAAGACACAUUUUUAAAAAAAAUUAGCAAACUGCUAAACUAAAACAUUAUUAUUUUUUAAUUUUUAAUGCUGGAGCAAAAUGAGAACCAUCAAUAAAUAUCAUCUGCUGAUAAACUGACAUGAAUUGACAUAUAUUGUAAAGUAGUAUGCUUAGUAAAAUGGAAACCACAAAAUCCAUAGACCAACUAGUGCUGUGUUAAAUAAACAUUAAAAUACACAUAUCAACUUUGACUCCUCCUGCACCCUGCCCUGGUCCUAUUCUUCUAUCCAUCUGUGCUAACACGACUGAGCUUAUGUAGCUUACUUUGAUAUGUGAUCAGUUUUUCAAAUAUCUUGUGUCAGCUAUGCAAUGUGAAAAGAGGCUUACUGCCAGAAUGUAUCGAUGGGUUUGACGGCAGAUCACAGUGUUAAUGUACUGAGUCUUACGGUUUUUGUUGCUUGUAUGUAUUUGCUGUUGCUGAAUGACUGCACUAUGUCACCACUUCGCCCACUUUCCUUGUCCGAAUAAGUCUUAGUUCACCAUCUGUUUGUGAUACACUUAUAUAUCAGCUUCAUUAUUUAUGGAGCUCUUAGCUCAUAAUGGAACAAAAUGGAUGGUGAAUUCAGUUUAAUGCAACUAUUUGUUCUUCUGAUUUUUGGCUUUUUGGAGUUUCUCAGUGUUUGAUAAAUGGAGAUGCAAAUUUGUUUCUUAAAACAAUGUGCAGUAAGGUUUCACUUUAAUCCUGAAAAUAUAUGGAAAAUUUGCA